AUGCCUGAUAGAGAUGUCUUAAGGGCUGGGAAUAGAAGUGGUGGACAAUCUAUUUCUCACAGGCACAACACCGAGUCGGCCAUCAACGCGGAUCAGCCCCUCUCUGAAUUUCUCCCAUUAUCUGAUUAUCAGCCUACCCUGCUAUUGGAAUCCCCCUGCAAUGAAGCUGAUAUUACUCACACUCUUCCUCUGCCUUCCCUAAUCCUUGUUCCAUCUCCCAACUGGGUGACUGCUUUUCCUCGGUUUCACAUCGAGCAUCUUCCUAGACUCAACUGUGACCAUGCGUCGUUGCGCCUCGUCUUCCCUUCCCAAGAUCCCCCAAAGGCCGGGCCUUUCAAAUUCCUCAGAAUGUGGACACUGCAUGACUCUUUCAGUCAGCUUAAUCAGAAGGCUUGGUCGGGAGAAUGCUCCCCUCAGUCGAUGAUCGAUAUCCAGCUCAAGUUGAAAAAAACAAAACAGCUGUUAAAAGUGUUGAACAAGGAAACUUUCAGCAAUUUUUUCUUCCUCAUCCAAAAAGUUGAAGAGGAGCUCGACAGGCUCGACUGCAGUAAGCAAUCUGACCCUUCUAAAGAUCUGUCCCACCGGUACAUUGAUGCUAAACAAAACCUCAGCCAUCUUCACCUCAUGCAGGUCUUCUGGAAACAAAAAUCCAGGAACUCUUGGCUUCUUGAAGGAGACAGAAACACCAAAUUUUUUCACUCGUUGGCAAAUGAAAGAGUCAGAAGGGCUUCCAUUACCUCGAUUAAGAAUGCGGCUGGGGAAACGGUCUCUUCUAGCCAGGAUAUUAAAGCUGAAGUGGUCAGGUUUUUUGAGGAUAUUUUUCAGGCUGAAUCCACCUCCUUCAACGCUAAUUUCAUUCAAGCUAUUCCCCGGGUUAUCAACCACAUAGAUAAUGCCUCUUUAUUAUCCCCUCCUUCGAUAGAGGAGGUUAAAGCGGCGGCACUCUCUAUGCCUAGAGAUGGGGCUGCAGGUCCCAAUGGCUUCUCGGCCGCCUUCUAUGCUUCAUAUUGGGACAUUGUUAGAAGCGACAUUCUCAAAGCGGUGAGGGCCCUCUUAGAGGGGUCCGCUCUCCCAAGAUCUUUCACUUCAAAUCUUAUCUGCCUUAUCCCCAAGACCCCUUCAGUGACUUCCUUUUCGAAUUUUCGUCCUAUAAGCCUGUGUAACGUUAUUUAUAAAAAAAAAUUUGCUAAGCUUUUAGCUAACAGAUUAGGUUUGCUUUUACCUAAGAUGAUUUCGCAGGAACAAGGAGUGUUUAUUCAAGGGAGAUCGAUUGUAGAGCAUAUCGCUCUAGCCCAUGAGAUGAUUCGGGAUAUAAAUAGAAAAGUUCGGGGAGGCAAUCUCAUUCUCAAACUCAACCUCGAGAAAGCCUACAACAGGGUGAAUUGGGAUUAUCUUAAACAAGUUCUCCUCAAAUUCAGUUUCAACCAAAGAUGGGUUCAGCUCAUGGAGAGUUGUUGGGGGAACAAUUGGUUCUCUAUCCUUAUCAACGGGGAACCGGCAGGCUUCUUCAAAUCCAACAAGGGAUUGAGGCAAGGGGACCCACUCUCCCCCGCCCUUUUUCUCAUUGUGAUGGAAUCCUUCUCAGCAAAUCUAAAGCUUAUGAUUGCAAGUGGCGGAUUUCAGCAGUUUUCUAGGCACAGGGGUUGUCCCGUCUCCUCUCAUUUGCUCUUCGUCGAUGAUAUUCUUCUAUUCACUAACGGUAGAAGGGAUUCCCUCCUGCAUCUCAACAACUCUCUAGCUCUAUUCCAAAUCAAAGCUUUGGCGUUUCAGUUUUUGGUGGACAAGGUUGACAGGAAGACUUCUGGGUGGGCUGGUAGACUGAUUUCUCAAGCAGGCAGAGUCACACUUGUUUGUCAUGUUUUGAGCAGUAUUCUCAUCCACAUCCUAUCAGCAAUGCACACCUCUCACCCGUGCUUCUGGCCGCUCGAAGUUACUGGUAACUUCUCUGUUCAAUCAGCUAAGAAAUUGCUGAGACCUCCAGGCCUACCCCUGAUUUGGCCUUCUUGGAUAUGGCUCGGCCAUCUCCCCCCAAAGAUCUCCAUUUUCUUAUGGAGAACUCUUCAAAAUGCGAUACUUGUUGACAGCUACGUCCAAGCCAUAGGCGUGGCCAUUGCCUCCAAAUGUAGAUGUUAUCUUGAAGAUUUGAAUCCCUCCCCUCAACUGGAAUCCAUCUCUCAUCUCUUUCUUUUUAGUCGCCAUGCUCAAGCUCUUUUGGCUUCUUUCAAUCAACUGUGUGGUGUCCCUCCUCUUCUCCACAGCUCAAUUGUAGCCUACGGGGUUGGUUCAAAUAACAUGGCGAAACUCCGCGCUAUUCAUGACGGGAUGACGCUCUGUUUGGAAAAAGGAUUGGACAGGGAGUUAAUCAAAGAGACUGUUGUAGCAGCAACAUCAUUGAAAGAUAGUUCUCUGGUCAAGUUACUCAAAGAUGAAGUCGUCACAGCUGUUACUGUGAUAGGUUUUGAUGAAAAGAGAAUUUUAUCCUCCCUAUUGAAGCAUCCGUUCGACACUACUUGCUGA
Magnolia sinica is the source of this 2517-nucleotide messenger RNA. RefSeq lists its product as uncharacterized. The transcript has 6 exons. Bases 1 to 2517 code for a protein of 838 amino acids. Lineage: Eukaryota; Viridiplantae; Streptophyta; Magnoliopsida; Magnoliales; Magnoliaceae. The record is from RefSeq and is a predicted model, not a curated record.